Myxocyprinus asiaticus (Chinese sucker) is the source of this 3170-nucleotide messenger RNA. Its product is annotated as emerin-like. The transcript has 6 exons. The coding region runs from base 1408 to 1902 and encodes 164 amino acids. NCBI's taxonomy places the organism in Eukaryota, Metazoa, Chordata, Actinopteri, Cypriniformes, Catostomidae. The record is from RefSeq and is a predicted model, not a curated record.
AAAACAAUCAAAAAAUGAAUACAAUUAUUUAUUGUAAAGGUUGAAACAAGUCUUUAAAUUAGCUUUAAAAGAAAAAGUUAUCAAUACAAUUUAGUAAAUAGUGAUUUUUUAUUGACAAUCAAUUUUAAAGACUCUUUCAGGAGAUCAAUAUCAUACGGGUUUGUGUUUAUUCUUUAUUUCGCAUUAAAAUUACAAUAUGGUAGAACAACAUAACAUACUAUGGACAGCCAAAUUACUCAAAAUCAAAUCAAGAAAUAUGUGAAUAGAUCAUUAAAAACAUAAUGGAAUAGUUGAUUGAACAUGUAAUCAUUAAAUUAAUCACUAAACUACUUCAUAAAUUGAAUCAUUAUUUUGUGUCCUAUCAGUAAGCUUCGUCUCUUUUCAUUUUCAAGGUUAUGGUUAUCGUUACUGGAAAUGCAUCACAUAUGUUGAGAGGAGUUAAUUAUGGAAGAUGAUGUCCUACCUGUCGUGGAGUGACGUGCCAAUAACCAUAACCCUGUAAAAAUAACAAGACGAAGCUCGAGUUUAAAUGAAAAAUCAACCCAAAGAUAAUGCUAAGAUAAAGAUGGACUUAAACUGGUGCUAAAAUGAAAUACAAGGAGAUUUUAUUUAUUUAUUUAGGACUAGUCAUUUAAUGAUUAAUUUAAUUAUUAUUUAUUUUUUAACAGUUUCAAUAUGUAUUUGAAGAUUUAUCUAAAUAUUUAUUUCAUGAUUUAAUUUUGAGUAAUUUGUCCCUCCAUACCACACAAUCAACAGUAUACGGAAAUCUAAAGGCCUGGGUGUUAAUAUUAAACAUAAUAAUAGGCUAAUGAUAAUAAUACAUUAUUAUUCUUAUAAUAAAUUAUCAUUAUAUAAAUAAAUUAUGAAUAAAAAAAUAAAUACAAAUAAUAACAAAAUAAAUAUAUAUUUAAUAUAUUAUUACAAUAUUAUACAAAUAUAAAUCAUAGGGUUUUUAGUUGAUGGAUAAUGACAUACAAAUGCGCGAGCUCACCGAUUGGUUACGCUGCGGAAGUUUGUCACAUUGUUUACAACUCAACCGGAUAUGGGUUUUAUGUAAGGGGAAACGUAAUGAAUUCCUCAGUGUGACUAAAUAACAACCGCUUUCUUCUUGUUUAUUUGCAGCUUAUACAUGAUAUUAGUGUACUACCAACCAUCUAGUAUUACAGUAAGUGUUAAUGUCGUUCAACUGCCAAACUGCAUAAAAGGACUAUUUUGAAUAUGGUGUCAUUACAUAUUAUUAAUAAAACAACAGCCAAGGCAAUGCAACACUGUUUCAGUGCAGCUAAUAGUUGCCAUGAUUUAUGAAAUAACCCUGUUUUCGGUUCAUAAAUUAAUUUCAUUUUCGGUUUUACCAAAAACGAGAAGUGUCUCAUAUUGAAAUCCAGCCACUGUCAUUCAGUGUGAGUCAUGACAACGUUGAGCAGUAAAUCUGCGGAGGAGAUCAGAUGGAUGCUGGAUGAUUAUGGAAUUAAACAUGGCCCUGUGGUCGACUCCACCAGAGCUCUUUAUGAGAAGAAGUUGAGAGAAGCCAUGGCUAAACAGAGAAAAACCAAACCUCAAUCAGACAGGACAUAUUACAGAGAGGAGGCAGAGCUUACCUAUGUUCAUCAUCAUAGACCACAACGAUAUGAUGCUGUGAGCCAUAGAGCGAGGUCUAAUUAUAGAGGGAUGGACUACACAGAUGAGCCUGCCAUAUAUAGGACACAGGCUUCACCAUUCCUCAAUGUGUCACAGGCAAGGAACAUGCCAUUUGAGCCUGAGAAACCAAACAUAUUAGAGAGCAGUUCAACACGCUGGGUUCCAGUCUGGUUACAAAUAUUAGUGUUUCUGAUUGUGUCUGGACUUCUGUACCUGAUUUUCAUAAAUAUGGAACCAGCUGAGCCUGUUAAAAGACUGACAUAGGUGCUGUUAUAUAAUCAACUGUUACACUUUGAAGUAAGAACAUGUUCAGUUUGACUGGUGCUUUUUAACAUCCUGGAGAUUUGUAUUUGUAUGGUAUUUAAGGUAUAUUUAAACUUCCCUUUAGUUGUUGGCAGCUGGUAGCAUACUGUUUGUUGAAAAACCCUUUUGUGUGUAAUUUUUUUUUUUUAUCAAAGAAUAGUAAGCUGACUGUAAUUCUCUUGUCAAUUUCAGGGAAGUGUGUGUUACAGGAUGCACCUGUUAGAGGGUUAUUUAGAUAUCUCAAGACAUUUGAUAAAACUUGUGUUUUUAGUUUUUUCUUGGGCUCAUUAAAGAUUAGUGUGUAAUUUGACUCCUACUUAACUUUUUAUUAAAUGUACACAGAAAAGGCAUUAAAUUAGCACAAAUUCUUGGCCAUUUUUACAAAUUAAAGACACAAUUACUGGAUUUAGUGUUCAUUCUCGUACAAUCAUAUGCCAUUUUUGCUUUUGUGGAUACAGCGUGUUUUUGUAAAUGUAUUAUACAAGCUUAUCUGGGUUGGUAAUUUCAAACCUACUAGUCUCUACCUGUGGAUUAAUUAUAUUUAUCUUUUCUUUCUUACAAAUAGAGUGUAUAUAGUGUUCCCAACUGUUUGUCUUCUCUAGGCAUUGCAGUGCUGCUUAGAAUGUUACGGAUAUGCCUAAUAUUCACUAAAACUUUUGUGGUAUAAAUACUUGUAGUUCUGUUGUAUUUCUAAACAUGAAAAAACUCUGCUGCAUUACAAAGGUAUGCAUGUAAAUGAUUACUUUUGUCUGCUUCAGCAAAUCUGGUGAUUGAGAGAGCCCAUUUUUGUGUCUAAUACAAAAACAUGAACAAACCAGACAAAAAUACACAAUGUAAUAAUGCUAUCACAGUUGUUAAGUGACCUAUAUUAGGGUGGUUGUUCCCAGCUGUGAUUAACCAAACAUUGUUCACACAAGAUCUUUAAAAACAACUGUAGUAGAAAAAAAUAAAUAUAUCAUUUUAAAUUAUAAAGCCUCUCAGAUUACAAAGACAAAAAAAACAAAAACAUUUCACAGUUUUUGUCUUUACGUGCAACAAUGUGGGAAGACCUCAGGACAGGUCAAACAUGGUUCCUCUAAAAACCAAAAGCCCUUUUUAACCUUGGUAGUGCAACAGCUAGUGUUACAGUGUCACCUCAUUUUCAACUUCAGUGAUGUCAGCAUUUACUUAUGGCAAAUGUUACAACUCUCCCAUCUCCAGUAAAAACAUUUGGAAAAAAAAAAAAAAAA